AUGAAGGCGCACUUUGAAGACUUUGUGCCAACUGAGCUAUUCGUUCACUUGCCAGCUGAAACCCUGCUAACUGUGCUUCGAGGCAGCGAACUGUCUGUGGCGUCUGAGGAGUCGAUUAUCGCGGCUAUUGCACGCUGGGUGGAUGCUGGUCCUGGCCUGGCGGAUGAUGGGAGACUGGAAGCGCACGCUCCGACGAUGAUAAAGGAGGUACAGUGGCACCAGACGUCCGUGGAAUGUCGUGAUCGCCUGGUGGACAGUUGUCCAACACUCUGGGGAAGUCGCGAAUGUCUGUAAGUACACGGCACUGCAGCCCUGUUAUUUUCUCACCAAAAGACGACUUAUGUUCCAGAUCUUGAAUUGGAUUGGUGACGCAGACAAGAACAGGCGACCCUGUCCCUUCAUCGUAAGACCUCGUGGACGCCAGGCAGUCUUCUUCGUCUUUGGAAGGGACGACGAUGCCGAAGACGGCUGGUCUGUUUUCAGAGCCAAUUCGCAGCUGCAGCAGGCAGAACGCGUUGCUGACAUGGAAGCAGACCGUUCCUGGGCUACCUACAGUGUCGUGGGUGGUGAGUUGCCGGAUAGUUGUUUGACUGCAGUCUAAUGCCCCUCUGUGCAGGCCCUAAAUGUCAGUUCACUUUGCCAUCACGUCGUGGAUUUAGAGCUCAUCAAGAUGUUUCUUUAAGCCUAAUAAAGCACAUCAGACAAUUCGUUUUACGCAAAGUCCCUUGAUACGUCAGCGGGCUACUAUAUGUAUUGCACUUUUUCCACCCCACCCACACCCGUCAAACGGAAGAGAGCAUUUUCAUUGUUGGAGGAGGAUAUGGUGACUCUAUGCGGCGCGUUGAUGAAUUUCUGGUAAGAGAAGGACGCUGGCGUGAGCGGGCGCCCCUCGCCGUUGGACGCCGUGAGCACGCAGCCGCCGUCGUGAAGAUUCCCGAUGCUGCCAACGGGGAGGAGCCCAUGAUUGGGCUUUUUGGUGGACGGGAAAAUGGACUUUAUAGUUUAUGGAAUAGACCUUCCUCUUGUGAAAUCUAUGAUGUCAGGCAGGACAGGUGAGUGUAGACGCCCGGUCUUGACGCCCAUUUAUUUUUUUUGUCAAAAUAUUUAUUUUCUUUUCCUAGCUCGCCUGGUUGCCCAACAGAUGGCACAAACUGCCUGAUCUGCAGGAGAGAAGGUGGGCCCCAGCUGCUGCCUCUCUGCCCGGCGACAAUCGGGUCUUCGUUUUUGGUGGCUUUAAUGGUUCCUUCCCCCUCGCUUCCGUGAAGUUCUGUCAUCUGGGAGCAGACUGGCGGGAGCAGGCGACCUCACCUGACUUUUGGCAACCAGCUGCUCCCAUGAGAACUGCGCGAUGGAGACUCGCAGCGGCACCCUUUCGGGGAACAAUCCUGGUCGCCGGUGGAGUGGACAGCGAGAACGAUACUGUAGACGUUGUGGAGAUGUUUACGCCGCCAGAAGCCGGCAGUCCCCUCGGCCAGUGGACAGAACUGGCUGGCAUGCAGGAGCCUCGCUCUGGGUUCACUCUUCUCGCCUCCGCUAACGUCGUCUUUGCUCUCGGCGGCAACGGUAGAAAUGCAACACACAAUAAAAUGCAUUCUUUCUCUCUCUGUUUUUCAUGCCACGCACUGCGUCAGCAUGCGACACUCGCUGUAAAUGUUAAUCUGGCACGUUUUUUCUAAAUGCUCAUAUCGCACCAUUACAGUGAAUACUGCCUAUCCCUUUUGGUCUGUUUAUUUUUCUGACAUUGUUUUUUGUGAAAAACUUUCCUUAUAAGUAUAUUUUAACAUUUGUAGACAACACGGUAGAGGAGCUCACAGCACCAGAAUGUUCAGCCAACCCGGACGAUGACUUGACCGCUUGGAUCUGGUCACCCAAGGGCACACUGGAAUCGCUUAGCGAGAUUGCUGGAGCAGUAACCCUUCGCAUGUAA
Spirometra erinaceieuropaei is the source of this 1927-nucleotide messenger RNA. Lineage: Eukaryota; Metazoa; Platyhelminthes; Cestoda; Diphyllobothriidea; Diphyllobothriidae. The record is from the annotation of a GenBank genome assembly.